Messenger RNA from Plectropomus leopardus (leopard coralgrouper), 727 nucleotides. The record is from RefSeq and is a predicted model, not a curated record. Lineage: Eukaryota; Metazoa; Chordata; Actinopteri; Perciformes; Serranidae.
UCCUCUUCCAUUUUAUUACAACACCAUUUCUUCUUCUUGUGCAGGUAGCGAGCUUCCCAUUCCAGAAAUCUAUGAGCUUGUUGGUGGUCAUGCCUUUGUCCGGUCAGGUGAACGUGUCUUCACUUUCCGCAAAGCUGAAUAUCUCGGACUUGUACCGUCGUCUGCCCAAGGAGAGAGCUGUUCAAGUUAAAGUCCCCAAAUUCAAACUGGAGUAUGGUCAAGAGCUACAGGAUGUUUUUACCAAAUUGGGCCUCGGAGGGAUGUUUUCCAGACCCAACUUGGCUGAGAUAGCUGACGGCCCCCUGCUGGUCUCCAGUGUGAUGCAUAAGUCCACCAUGGAGAUAAAUGAGGAGGGUGCAGAGGCUGCCGCAGCCACCACUGUGGUCAUCUCACGGGCAUCCAACCCUGUUUUCCACCUCAGCCAGCCUUUCUUCUUUGCCCUUAUGGAUGAUAAGACUCAAGUGCCGAUUUUCAUGGGUGUCAUUAACAACCCAAAUCCUGGAGCUCCCAUCUUACAGAGAGGAGAUUUUGGUAGCAAAGAUAAGGUGGGAUUCCCAAUUGAUAAGAAUCAGCUUGGCACAUUCGGAGGCCCACCUAAGUAGGGACUAAUAACUGCGCUGCUGUCCCAGGGAAAACCCAGACCAAGAUCUCUCUGAUUGUACAGAUUAGAUUCACCAUCUCACUUAACUGGAUCAAAAGUGUGUGUGAAAACAUAUGCUUUAUAGGU